Messenger RNA from Caenorhabditis elegans, 2047 nucleotides. It is a transcript of the gene K07A12.1, whose product is annotated as Nulp1-pending protein. The coding region runs from base 1 to 1944 and encodes 647 amino acids. The record is from RefSeq and is marked reviewed. The transcript is spliced from 8 exons. Lineage: Eukaryota; Metazoa; Nematoda; Chromadorea; Rhabditida; Rhabditidae.
AUGUCAAAAAGUCAAAUCAAGCGAAUCCACGAACAACAGGAGCUGGAAAAGACUGCAAAUUUGGAAGAAGAAGAAGUAGAAGAAGAACAUGUUCAACGGAAAGGACCUGCCAAUCGAUUUGCAUUUUUUGAUGAUGAAGAUGACGAUAAUGGAAAAGCUGAAAAUGAAACUGAUGAUGAUGGAGAAGUUGUUGAAACAAUGAAUAAACAAGGAAAUAAAAAGAAAACGAAGAAAGGAAAGAAAAAGGGAAAGAAAGUUGUAGAAGAACAAGAGGAAACUGAAAAUCAAAUGUUGGCUCGACUAGCUGCUCUAAACGCGAAAGAAGCGAAAAAGGCUGUCAAUGAUGGAAGCACACCGUCACUGGAAGAGCUGAUGAAAAUUGACAUGAAAUUGUUCGAUAUGUCUGCAGAGAUUAAACGAAAACUGGGAAAAGCAUUUAAAGAAGCAGUUACACCUGGACAGACUGAUGAAAAUCGUUGGCCACCUGGUAGACGAGCAACUGGGCGAAUUGUCAAGAAUAAGCCGAGAUGGUUUCCUGAUAGAGAUUACGGCCUUUCCAUGGUUGAAACCAAAAAAGAAGGAUGCAUCAGUUGGUUCACUCUUCGACAUAAUAAUGCAUAUGAACAAAGAGAAAGAAUGUUCUGGAUGGCUGAAAAACGUAUGAACGUCGGAGUUGUUCAAGAAAUUUUCUCCGAUACACCAUAUCAUCUCAACUCGAUUUUAAUGAUGGCUCAUAUGAAUCGAAUGAACGAGGAUUUUAACACAGGGGCUGAUUUAAUUGAACGCGGAAUCUGGUAUGUAGAUCAAUACGCGGCUGCUACGUUUGAGCCAUUUCAUUGGAAGCAUAGAAUGGAUUAUUUGGACUAUGAGAAUCGUGCAUUUUAUCUUCUUCUGCAUCGUCAUAUGCUUAAUGCUGCACACAAAAGAUGUUGGGAAACAGCUUGGAAUACGGCAAAAAUGAUUUUCAAAUUGGAUCCCGUUAAAGAUCCACUUGCUAUUAUAUCACUUAUAGACAUUUUCGCAUUGAAAGCCAAACAAUAUCAAUGGAUUAUUAAUACAUUUGAAGCUGCAAAGAAGUUCAAAAAAUUGCAUCUUCUUCCAAAUUGGCCAUAUUCAGUUGCUCUUGCUCGAUUCUUUACCGCAAAAACGGAUGAAGACAGAGAAAUUGCUGAAAAUGACUUAUGCACAGCUAUCCGCCAUUUCCCAUCUGUCGUCGUUCAGCUAAUGGAUAUUCUUCAAAUUCAUCCAGAUUCUGCUGUCAUGAACUGCAAAAUGUUGACAUCAUUUGUAGCUGAUAACGAAAGAGACAGCCUCAAACUAUUGGUCAAGGUAUACGCAAAGCAUACAGAUGAAGUUUGGAAAAUGCCUGAAGCCUUGCUCUUUUUGGAAGGAGCCACUAGAAAAGUAGCCACGUCUACUGAUACAAAGGAAAAAGAGGAAUGUGAAGAAUGGAGAGAGAAACGGAACAAAAUGUAUCAUGGAAGAUCUCCAAAUGUUGAUCGCUUUGGUCAACUUCUUGAUGAAAUUCCAGGACAAUCUCUAUCUGAUCCAGUUCCACCACAAAAUGGGCGAUGUGGAUAUUCGAAAGAAGGCGGAGUUAAUAUUGCCAGACAAAUGAUGGAUGACACGUUUCUUGGUGGAUUCAUUAAUUCGUUACUUCCACAUUUCGAUGGAGAACUUUCAUUCCAAGAACAGCUAAAUCGAUAUGGUGGAGAGUUUAUUCGUUUCCUCACAAAUCGAUUAACUGGAGCUGAACAAGGAAUCAACGAUGCACUAGAUAUUGCCAAUGGAUGGAGAGAACGAAGAAAUGAGUUGGAUGCUCAAGAAGCUCAAGGAGAAGCCGGUGAAGCUCGUGUGAUUAGAUUGGAAAAUCAACAGCCUAUUGAAUUGCCAGAAGGUAAUGUGGAGGAAGAUGAUGUAGACGAAGAGCAAGAACUUCCGUGAAUUUAUUAAUUUCUUCCAAUAUUUUAUUGUGAUUCGGUUUUCGUGGUUUCUAAUUGUGUAAUUUAUUGCGGUUCCAUAAAAAUUCGUGUGUGUUUUUAUUGUA